CAUUCAGAUAUAUCUCAAGAUAUCGGCGAUAUUGCAAGCAGCGAGUUACUACAAAGCAACAGAGAAAGAAAAUCGUAUAUAAGAUUGAAAGCGCCACUAAGAAAGAUAUUCCAGAAAUUGUUGAGUUGAUUCGCUCAGCAUAUUUACCAUAUGAUCCCGUUAUAAAAUCCUAUAAUUUUAAUGCGAAGAUAAAUGAACAACUUUUGGAAAUUAUUUUGUCAACAUUACAUGAAGAUACAGUAGCUGGCUAUACACUUGUUGCAAAGAAUCCGCAACCCAAAUUGAGUCCGCAAAUAUAUGGUGUUUGUCUUUGUGGAAUGAAUACACCAGAAACAAAUUUUGUGAAGGGAAAAAAAGCAAAUGUUGAAAACUCAAAAUUAAGACAUUUACUUCGCUUGUGGCAUGAUGUAGCUGAGAAACCUUGCUUAUUUACCCAGUUUGGUGUUAGCGAAUUGUUUGAGAUUGGAUUUGUGACAACACAUCCUUUGGCACAAAAUCAAGGUAUUGCUACAAAACUAAUUAAAGAAGCGAUUAAUUUAGCCAAGAAAAAAGGAGCCAAAUUAAUACGCAUUGAUUGUUCCAGUUUCUUUACAUCUUUGAUGUGUAUGAAAAUGGGAAUGAAGGAAAUUUACAAGGUAUAUUUUAAUGAGUAUGUCGACAAACGCGAUAAUCUAAAAUUAAGGCAAGUUGAAUAUCCACAUAAAAGUUUUAUAACCUAUGCAUUAGAUUUAAGGCCAGAGUCUGAACAGCCAUUGCCUUAUAAGUGGAGCAAAAAUGAUCAAAAAUUAUCUAAGUCUACGGGUGAACCUAAACAAACCACAGCUGAAAAUAUUCCUGAGAAUGCAGCUUCAAAUAUUGAUAAUAAACACACACCAAAUUCGUCUGAGAAAGAAAACAGUUCAGUUCCGCAUAUAAAUGGUUCUGGAGCAUCUACACCUGCAAAUAUUUUGCAUUCUACAAAAAAUGAAAGUCAAUCUGGACUAAUGGCAUCAGAAUCCGCUGAAAAAGAAAGUAGUUCUCUGCAAUUUAUGAAUAGUUCAGGAGAACUAUUAAGUAAGUAUUCCAAGCAGAAACGUAAUCAGAUGCUCUCAUCGAAUUCCAAUGAGAAUAGAUUAAAUCUUGUUGCGGCAAUAGCUCCAAAAACUUGCCCUUCGAAGGAAUGUAAAAAUAUUCCAUCAUUAAGAUCUAUUGGGAAUCCAAAUAUUCUUGCUACUCUAGUAAACUUUAGCGGAACAGAUCCUACUUCAAAUAUGCCAUUAAUAAAUUAUUCUGGAAGAAGUCCUGUCGGUUGUACUUGUAACUGUCCUCAUUGUUGUACCUGUAAAAGUCGUGAGCAAUUGAGCGAACGGAAGCAAUCAAAACAUGAAAAUGCUGUCAUUGUGUCAAAUCAAACAAAUAUUUCUCAAACUGUGAAUAUGUCCAAGGAUUCAACUCGAAACAUUGGCAACGAUUCAAAAACAUCAUGUGAAAAAAUCAGCAACGACGAUUCAAUUAAAAAUCUUUAUCUUAAAGGAAGUGGAAAUAAAAAUCAACUAUCAAAAGCUGAAAAAAAACUUUGGUUAUUAGAAACUGAAAAGAACGCACCAUCAAUUGAUUCUAUAAAAAAUCAUAUAAUGAACAUCGAAAAUAAGAAGCAUGAAACUUCAGUAAUAGAAAAGCUUCCAAGAGAAAUCGAAUCUUUAAUUUCGCAUUUUCUCUCGAAAUCAGAAUCUAAGGCCACCGCAGACUUAAUUAAUGAGAUAAAAGAAGCUGAUAAAAACACUCUUUACUUACCUUCAUCCAAUUUGCAUUCAAAAGAUGCAGCAAAUGUUGAAAAUUUGAUAGACAGUUUUUAUUCAUGCAAUGGAAAUAUCAUCCAAAAGUUGAUUGCAUUACCACAAACAAACCAUGAUGAUCGAAUGUCGAGUGUUUAUCGAGUAACGACAUUCAAUGUUCGAAAAAACAAAGAUGGUAACAUUGAAAAAAUUUCGUUAAGCCCAGAACAUUAUACUUUUAUGAAUGAUAUAGCAAUAGCGGCGAGUAAGAAUUUAAAAUCUUCAACACCCGGGAAAUAUAUAAUAUUAUUUGAAAAAAUCAUGCGUCAAAAACCAAAUCUCGAUACAAGAUCGGGAACAAGCAUUUCUAAAAAAAACAGUAAAUAUCAAGACCAAAUGGUGAAUAAAAAUGAAAAAGAAUAUUUGAAUAAUAAAGCUAAAUACACAAAAUGUAGUAUUGGUCAUUCAAAAGGCCAGCCGCAAUAUAUUUACUCUGCUUCAGUAUCAAAAGAUCCUGAUGAUGAUCAAAAUUUUAAUUGGAAUGGUGAACUAAAACAUGUCACCACCAAACACCGAAAAUCAUCUACGAAGAUUUCGGACCUAGCUCCAGUUACAAAUUAUCAAAAUGUUAUUUGGCCGUUAGAUCAGACUAAGCAUAGCCCUAAACAAAAUAUUUCGAUUAGUGAUCAAGAGAAAAACAUAACGAGUUCAGAACAAUCCCGACUCCAAUAUGCACAGUGUAACUCUCCAAAUUGCAUUUAUAAAACACACAAAACGAAUUUAGAAUCCCAAUCUGGUCAAUAUAAGCACCAUGAUUCUGGUAAAGAAGAAAUUUUAAAAAAUGUCGCUACUCAGAAUCAAACUUUGCCUUCAACUGGUAUUAGACAUCAUAACCCCCACGAUAAGUUAAAGCAAACUGCUGCAAAUCCUGUUCAUAAUAAACCACACGUUCCAAAUUUAGAACAAUCCCAAAGUCAAUAUCAAUCAAAACAUAAUGAUCCCCAAAAUAAAGUUCUGGAUUCAAUAAGUAUUCACUCUGGUAAGCAUGGCAAAUCGACGCAAAACGCUGUACAGAACAUUCAAAAGGCACAUGUUACAAAUUUAGAAGAUUUUCAAGCUAAAUCUGAUAACAAUUCGAGUCAACAAAGUCAAUCAAAACGGAAUAUUUCUAUGCCACAUAUUACGAAUGAUCAAUCCCAAGUUAGUCAAAAUAAGCACUACAAUGAACCAAAUAUUCACGAAAAACAUAUUACGAAUUUAAAAGAAUCUCGAAGUAAAUAUGAACAUCAUACUUUUAAUCAAAAAGACCAUUCAAUACCUAAUGAUACUCAGAACCAAGCUUUGAAACCCACUAAUACAAAGAAUGAUGGGCAUAGCUUAAAUCAAUCAAAACGUGACGCAAUUCAGAAUAUUUUGAAGAUAAUGGCUGAUCGCAAAACAAAAGUUGAGAAGAUCAAGGACCCAUCUAAAUCUACACAAAUUUCGAAUGCAAGCAAUAAUCGUGAGAUAGUUGAUGCCGAAAAUUUAAAACAAGUAAAGAAUGAUGUAAAUAACGACGCUAAAUGCGAUCAAGACCCAUUGAAAAGUGGAAUUGGCCAAAAUCUUUUAAAGCCAACUAAAAAUUCUAAAAUGAAUCCUCUGACGAAUUUAGAACGAUCUAACGUUAAGUAUAACGACGAUUUUCAGUCCAAGCGUGAAACCCAUAAGAAUAUUUUAGAAUCGACUAGUAAUCGGAAAAUAUUACCAACAGUAACUUUUCAAGAACCUGAACUAAAAUUUGAUUAUCAUAAACUGAACACAAAAGAUCAAUCGAAAGAUAAUACUCCAAAUAUUAACAAAAUUAAGACCGCUUCGCAUUUAGAACAACACCAGGAUAAAAAUGCUCAAUAUGAUUUUAGGUAUAAAGAUAACUCACAUCGUAACACAAAACAGACUAAAACAGAAUCAGUUAAUAAAUUUAUAGCAAAGAAUCAGGAGUGUCAUAACGAAAGUCAAAGGAAUUUGCAAUCCCUAUCUAGUCAUAAAAAACCUGAACCGUUAUCAGCUAAGUGUGAUAAUCAUAAUUUGAAAUCUGAAUCGUCGAAACAUAGCGUCACACAACACAGCUUAGAGUCAAGCAGAAGUGGUAAAACUGAACCUGCUGCUAAACUGACACCGUCUCGAGUAAAAGAUAUUCAACAUAAUUUUUAUACAAUAAAACAAAAUGCAUCGCAGAAACUAGAUCAACCUCAAAUUAUUGGAAUUUUGGAAUCUAAUAGUGAUCAUAAAAAAGAAAGCACUCUAAAUUCAAAACAAUCUCAUAUGCUACCCUCAAAAGAUUCAAAUAUUAAGACUGAACAGGGUGAAAUAAAAAAUAUAACAACUUUGAAACAACCUGAAGUCAAGUAUAAUGAACACGAUUUUAAGCGCAUGAAACAGUGUUUAUGUAAGAACCAAACAGAACACUUUUGUAAAUGUAAAAAUGGUAAUUUAGAGCGUACAAACAUUAUUAGCACGAAUUCUAUUACUAGCUCGGCUAACGAUGGAAACCAAAAUGAAAACACUGGUAUAAGAAAAUCUAAGUCUGGUCUCUUGAAACAUAAUUUAACCAGUAAAAAAUCUGAACUUCGAGCUGAAAAUUCACCAACCAAUAAGCCAGAUGAAAAUGUAAAUAGUUGGAAUAACGAAGCAAACAACUCAAACAAUGACAAACAUCAACAUGAUUGGGAUAUGAGUAAACAAAAUAAAAAAAAUUUGUUAAAAUCUACCAAUAAUAACAAAAAUUUAAAGUCUUCGGAAAAUUUACAUUUCAAACAGUUAAAAAGAGAGGAUGCGCAAAUUAAUUUAGACAAGAUGCAAAGCGUACAAAUUGAUUCAAAUAACAAGAAUGACACUCAGUCACAACCAUUGAAAAACUUACAUUCCAAUAAUUUACAAAGAUUUAAAAGCAGACAGAACAUACACAAUGAUCCUAAACUAGACUCGCCAAAAGAUAAUAAAUGUAAUAAGACUCAUCCAAACCCUUUAAAAAUUUUGCAACCUAAUCAGCCCAAAAAGGAUGACGAUCCAAAAAAUUUAAAUUUAAGUAAACUAAAUAUACAAAAUCAGCGAGACUUAUUAAUAUCAACUAAUGACAUCACUGAAUGGAAUGCGGCUCAUUUAAAUCCAUUGAAUACUAAAAUAACUGGCGGCAAUGAUAAGCCUGAUACUAUAGAUUUAGAAUCAAGUGGCCGUGAAAUGAAAAAUAUCAAUAGAAUAGACUCUAAUUUAGCAAAGGGUAAUCAGCUACAACCAUUAAAAGCAAACAAUGAUUUCACUGAAGGAAAUGAAGCACAUUUGAAAUACAGCUCAACUGGUACGGAUAAGGUUAAUGAUCACACUAAAACUCCAGACCUAAAUUCACAUAGCUAUGAAUCGAAAAAUAUCCAUAGAUUAGGCUCUAAUAUAAGGAUUACGAAAGAAACACAUUUAAAAGUCUCAGUUUCUCGCGGUAAAGAUAAUUUGAAAACUCCUGACAAUCAAUUCAACCCAGACGAUUCAAAAACCAAUUUAAAUUUAAUCAAACAAGGGAAGAAUAUUACUAACGUUAAUCAGAAUCAGAAUGAGUUUAUUGAGAAUAAGCCUGAAAAUAAAGCUCAUUUUGCGAACCAAAUGGAAACGAAACAUGCACCAUCUAAUAAAGACAAAAAAAAUUCUCGAAUGAAUAAAAUAAGGAUUGGCAGUUCUUCAGUUACGUUGGGUACAAGUAUUUACAACGUAAAACAUCCCACAAGUCUGAAACAACCAAGAAUAAAAUCUGCUAAUGCCAUGAAGGAUAAGUAUGAAAAUAAAAAAAAUACUUCUGUUAAUGCCUCAAAACAUUCAAAUAAGAAAGGAAUAAAAAAUUGUGAAAUAAAUCAGUUUGAAAAACCCAAAAUUGGAACUGGUCCAUUAAGUUUAAUGGCAGAACAUGCAACAAAACAGAUUUAUAAACAAGAAAGGCUUACAUCUAAAUCCACUAACGAUGCCAUUAAUUCAAGUGAUGUUAAAAGUACGUCAAAGUACCUUAGAGAACCUUUAAGACCUGUCUCACCUAAUAAUGGGACAGGGUAUCCCGAUGGAAAUGUACCAAAUUUAACUGAGACUGUGAAGGGCAUUUUAAAUUCUAGCAAUCAUAAAACAAACAGUGAUAAACCAUCAAGUUUUAUUGAAGAACCAAAAAAUAUUUUGGAACAGAAUCAUUCGAAACUAGUUUUCGAUUUAAAUAAAAUAUCAAAUUUUGGGCAAUCCAAAAAGAUUAUACAUGAUCAUCCUUAUAUUAGAGCUCUCGGUGUUAAAACAGAACCACAAAUUUUAAAUAAACCAGGCUUUAAAGAAUCUUCGAAUAAUGAUCCACCUAAUGUUAAAAAUGAGAGCAAGUUGAAAAAUAUUGUGAACCAAGAAACUCAAAGUAAAAUCCCCGACAGUUCAUUAAAAGCCACCAAUUUAUUGGACAGAGUAUAUUACGAACCAAAAUAUACUAGAGGGAUAGAAAAUUUAAGUCUUGGCUUUAAACAAACAAAAUAUGCUUCCAAUUUCAAUUGGAUCAAAGAACCACAAAAAAAGUCCACACAAGAAGGAGUUGAUAAACAUCUUCAUGUUAAUGACGAGUUAAAUGUUAGAUUAGUCAAAAACAACUUGUCUGAAUCAAGUACAAAUGUUAGUAAAAAACCGCCUAAAUCUGUUAAAUUAGGUAGAACUAGAUCAGAAACAAAAACUAUCAAAAAAGUUAAUAUUAAUCAAUAUGAAAAUUUAGAUUAUAAGGACAUGCAACCAAGAGUUGCUCACUUGGUCGAAAUAAUAAUGAAGGCCGUACAAGAUUUGAAUAUUCUUACAACAUCUCAAUUAAAAUUACCAAACACAUAUAACAAAGUCAUCAAAACCCGAUGGAUUGACGAAUCUGAUAAUACCGAAAAUCGUGAAGAUGAUAGAUAUAAACUUAAUUUAGAAGAUAUUUUAUCUAUAGAAAAAAUAGGAAAACGUAAAUCAGAAAAUAUUAUGCCUAAACCGGCGGAAUUAAUAAUUAGGUUUGCAUCUGAAACGGAAGCCAAAAAGAAAAAUUCCGAAAAUGACGAAGAUUGAGUGUAGUUUUCAUAUAAUGUUUUUUAAAUUAAUCCAAUAAAAUUUAUAGAACUAUGGUCACCAGUGAUUCAAGAGUGGAUUCAUAAAUAGUAAGAAAAUCUCUAAGAUAAUGAAGUUUAGUAUUUUUGUAAUUGUAUACCAUGGUUUGUUUCACAAAAUCCGACAUUAUUUGGGAACAGUGAUAUCUAUUUCAUGUGGAAAUUUCAUCAUAUUUGAGAUUUUACAUAAUUUUUAGCACAAAUGAGCUAAUAUUUGCCGAACUGGUGUAACAAGAAAAAAUGAGAAAA
This is a messenger RNA of Chrysoperla carnea, 7120 nucleotides long. RefSeq lists its product as uncharacterized. The record is from RefSeq and is a predicted model, not a curated record. The transcript has 9 exons. The coding region runs from base 318 to 6833 and encodes 2171 amino acids. Lineage: Eukaryota; Metazoa; Arthropoda; Insecta; Neuroptera; Chrysopidae.